GAAUGUUACAUUAGCCUGCUUUAUUUUAAGAAGAGAAAGAAGCACAUUGUCAAAAACACACUGUUUCCUGUGAACUGCUUUGUGGUUAAGCAGAGAAUGAUGAGAGUCAGAGAAACAGAGAUAACUAUGGGGGUAAAAAAUGAGUCUACCAUCCAGGAGUUCAUUCUGGAGGUGUUUCCUGCCAUCCAGCACCUGGGGAACCUCCUCUUCCUGGUGCAUCUGCUGGCAUACCUGGCCUCUAUCGUGGGAAACAUGGUCAUAAUCAUCAUCACCUGGGCUGACCAUCGCCUCCAGACGCCAAUGUAUGUUUUACUGAGCGCUUUCUCCUUCUGUGAAUGCUGUUUCAUCACCACAGUUAUUCCCAAACUGCUGUCCAUCUUCCUUUCAGGAAGGCAAACAAUUCCCUUUACUGCUUGUUUCACACAAACCUUUUUCUUUUUAUUUCUUGGUGCAGUGAUUUUCUUUCUCAUGGCUGUGAUGUCGUUGGAUCGAUACCUGGCCAUUUGCAAGCCUCUGCACUAUGCAUCCAUCAUGAACCUGAGGAUUAGUUUCCUUCUGAUAUUCUUGUGCUAUUCCUUGUCCUUCAUCUUCUUCACUGGUCUGAUGCUCAGAGUUUCCCAGUUAUCAUUCUGUGGCCCCAACAUCAUCUCUCAUUUCUUCUGUGACCUUGGCUCCUUAAUUCAUCUCUCCUGCUCUGACACCAGAUCUGUUGAAAUGUAUUUCUUCUUCCUUACUUCAUUUGUCAUUCUACUACCCCUCAUCAUAACCAUCAUUGCAUACAGCAACAUCGUAGUCACAAUUCUGCGACUGCCAUCAGCCAAGGAGCGACAGAAAGCUUUCUCCACCUGCUCCUCUCACCUCAUUGUCCUCUCUCUGAUGUACGGCAGCUGUGUGUUUAUUUACCUGAAACCAAAGCAGGUGAACAGGCUGGACUCCAACAGGGAGGCUGCCCUUGUGAACACGGUGGUGACCCCGCUGCUGAACCCUGUCAUCUACACUCUGAGGAACAAGCAGGUCCACCAGGCUCUGAGGGACACACUGUCUAGGGUGAGGUUGCAGAAAUAG
This is a messenger RNA of Cervus elaphus (red deer), 1065 nucleotides long. Its product is annotated as olfactory receptor 6C74-like. NCBI's taxonomy places the organism in Eukaryota, Metazoa, Chordata, Mammalia, Artiodactyla, Cervidae. The record is from RefSeq and is a predicted model, not a curated record. Gene Ontology annotation, cellular component: membrane. Gene Ontology annotation, biological process: G protein-coupled receptor signaling pathway. The coding region runs from base 97 to 1065 and encodes 322 amino acids. Gene Ontology annotation, molecular function: olfactory receptor activity; G protein-coupled receptor activity. The transcript has 2 exons.